AUGGACCUGUCGGAUACCUCCAAAAACGAGGAAAGCUUCCGUUAUUACACACCUAAGAAGCGAGAUUUGUACCAGGACCUUGAUCUAAGCUAUAUUGCCAAACAACUUGCGAAGAUCGGUAUUCACGGUGAUAACGAUGAAGUAGUCAAAAGAAGUCAAAAGGUUUCACGUAUUCCUACGUUAGAAAGUCCCAGUUUGAACAGAAAACAGUACCAGACUCCAAAGAAAACACCACCCGGUUCUCGGUUGCCUGUAUUGGAUCGGAGCAUUGCCAGAGAAACAACAAAAUCCAGCGAUAGGUUACGGUCGAAACUAAACCCAAGAACUCCGAAAUCACCCAAAGAUCGCAUAUCUCCCGCCAUAAAACUCAACCCGCACCCAUUUAUAGAUAAACAACGAAGAGUCUUUAGUGAAAUUUCACCUUCCAAGAACGCUCCCAAGAAUAUCAGAAAAUUUUCCUUGCAUGGACCUCCUAAAGCACAUAUUGACAGAGAGAAUAAUGUACCAAGAUAUUUGAACCCAACAGCCAGCUCAUUGACCCGUAAGGAUCCUCCUAAAACUGCGACUGCACCUUCUUCUUCCAUUGCUUCGUUCCCUGUCAAGGUUCCAAGAACCAGAAACUCUCAGAAGUCAUCAUACACAAGACCUCGAGCGAGAUCUACGAGAAGGUCUACCCUACAGGACAGUCGAAACUUCAAAAUUGACACUAUCGAACUUUUAUUCGAAUGCCUAAGGAAUCACAAGAGCACACAUGAUAUCGUAUCAAACUACACCAACAUAAAAAAGGCACAUGUCUCUUUAUCGAAUUCACAAUCAGCAUUGAGCAUGUAUGAAAAGGGAGAGAUAUUACAGACGAAGGAAGUCUAUUUUGUAGGCAAAUCUAAGGAUUGCAAGACGCAGAUAAGCAUGAAUAACCCUUCCAACAAUUUUGGGUUUGAUAAUGCUGACAAGUCAUAUAUCGCCAACAUUGGGGAUCAUUUGAACUAUAGAUACGAGAUUUUGAAUUAUAUGGGCAAAGGAUCGUUCGGAAAUGUAAUUUCCUGCCUGGAUCAUAAAAACCAAAGUGUUGUUGCAAUAAAGAUUAUCAAAAAUGAAAUGUGCUGGUCACUUCAAGCCAUUAGUGAGAUCAAAAUGCUCAAGAGUCUACAAUCUCGACAUCCUCAUAUUAAUAACCACAUUGUUAGGUAUCUGGACAACUUUCACUUCAGAGGGCAUGUUUGCAUAGUCUCCGAGCUACUACUGACGGAUUUAUACCAAGUCAUACAGUCCACUAGCUUCAGAGGUUUAGAUCUAAACUUGAUUCAAAUUAUUGCCCGACAAUUCAUUCAAAGUCUAGACUUCAUACAUUCUAGAGGCAUUAUCCAUUGUGAUCUCAAGCCUGAAAACAUUAUGCUGACUCCGGAUAUAGCCACUGGAAAAAUCAACAUCAAGGUCAUUGAUUUUGGAUCCUCGUGCAAAGAAGGACAAUUAUCGUACUCAUACUUACAAUCACGGUACUACAGAGCACCCGAAGUGUUUGUUGGUGCUAGAUACGAUAGCAAAAUCGACAUUUGGUCAAUGGCAACUAUUCUCGUCGAAUUGUACACCGGGAAACCAUUGAUUGUUUGCAAGGAUGAGUUUGAGCUGUUCACCAAGGCUCUGGAGUACUUUGGAGUACCUAAACGAGACACAAUUCAACAUUGGCAGUUCGAACUAAAUGCAUGUGGACCCAUAAUAAACCAGAGCGACAAACCUGACACCUCAAAAAGCAUUAAUAAAUCAACUAUUCUAUGGACGUGUUUUGACUCUUUGUCUUACAAUCUCCGUUUGGAUCACGUCCGCUCAUUGAAGCCCAAUGUGAAAAUCAGAGGCACUAGCGUAGAUAACAUGUUACUCAGGCAUCAACAAUUCUCCAAGUCUCCGAUGCUAUUCAUGCCAUUUUUGGACUUUCUUGACCAAUGUUUCCACUGGGACCCAAGAGAACGAGCCAGUGCACGCCAACUAAGAGAUCAUAGGUUUAUAUAG
Messenger RNA from Komagataella phaffii GS115, 2004 nucleotides. Its product is annotated as Serine-threonine protein kinase that is part of a glucose-sensing system. The record is from RefSeq and is a predicted model, not a curated record. NCBI's taxonomy places the organism in Eukaryota, Fungi, Ascomycota, Pichiomycetes, Pichiales, Pichiaceae. The coding region runs from base 1 to 2004 and encodes 667 amino acids. Gene Ontology annotation, molecular function: protein serine/threonine kinase activity; ATP binding. The transcript has a single exon. Gene Ontology annotation, biological process: peptidyl-serine phosphorylation; peptidyl-threonine phosphorylation.